Triticum turgidum subsp. durum (durum wheat) is the source of this 504-nucleotide messenger RNA. NCBI's taxonomy places the organism in Eukaryota, Viridiplantae, Streptophyta, Magnoliopsida, Poales, Poaceae. The record is from the annotation of a GenBank genome assembly.
AUGGGUUUGCGUCCGUGCAUUGGGCCGUCAUUUCUGCCCACGCGAACACAAACGGACGAAAUACGUCCAUGCUUUGGAGUAUCCCUUAUCCUCCCACGCCAUCAAUGGCAAGGUCUCGGCCAUGCGAGUCCCGCUCUUGCGCAACUAGUGCUAUUUUUGGAAAGCGGGCUGCAGGGGGAGACGGCGACGGGGGUAAGCCACUAUAAUGAAGCUUCAAAUGGAAGUUUUGAGGAACAUUCAACAACCUUCAUUAGACGGGGAUCACAGAGGUUGAUCAUACUUGACCAAUUCUGCAUAAGUGAAUACAAAAGAAGUGAUUCCAGCAAACAUGAAAGUGUGGAGUAUGAACUUAUGUUCAGCGGAUGGUCUCAAGUUCAACCUAUCAUAGGUUUCAAGUUCAAACUAACAAAAAAGAGGAAAUAUUCACUCCUGGAAAUGGGUGUCACUGAUCUGGGAACCUUCAUGUCAGUACACUAUGCUUCUACCCUAACAAAGAUUUUCUAA